AUGCAAUAUGUAGGAAGGGCAUUUGAUUCUGUUACGAAGACAUGGAAUUCUAUCAAUCCCUCUACGUUAUCAGGAGCCAUUGACUUAAUUGUAGUAGAACAGGAGGAUGGAACUCUUGCAUGCUCACCUUUUCACGUUCGAUUUGGGAAAUUCAGCUUACUGUUGCCUUCUGACAAGAAGGUUGAGUUUUCAGUAAAUGGCCAAUUGACCGAUUUCAACAUGAAAUUGGGAGAUGGGGGAGAAGCUUUUUUUGUUUUUGCUACUGAAAAUGCAGUGCCUAAAGAAUUACAAACUUCGCCCAUUGCUUCUCCCAUGGCCUCUCCAAGACAAGGUCCUCUCAUUAAUAUUCACGAGCCUCAAGAUUUGCAAUUGGAAAGCCCUGCACAAAGCAAUUAUCCGAAUUCAACAGACUUAUUUCUCGGCGAACCAAAUCAAGUGUUCCCUGCUACUCGAGACUCUUAUCGACGUUCCAAUUCUGAUGCAAGUGAACGAGUUCCAUUUCCUAAUUUUGUCCACAGGCGACAUUCCAGUAUGGGUGAUGUUGGCAGUGCCGAGACAGAGCCGUACGGUCGAUUGGAAGGAACAGCGUUAGUAGACUUGAAGCUUUUACAAAAGGCAAAAGAACUUGGAAAACGUCUGUCUGGUAAAGAACUUCCGGCACAUAUCGACGACAAUGGCGAUGUCAUGUUAGAUAUGACAGGCUAUAAAGCUUCAGCCACAAAUUUUAAUAUUGCUGAACUUGCCCGUGAAACUUUUAAAGACGAGUUUCCACUAAUAGAGAAAUUAUUUCGCGAAGAUGAGGAGGGAAACCUAUGGUUUCAUGCCUCGGAAGAUGCAAAAAAAUUUGCUGAAGUUUACGGUCAUAGUCCUCCUGGAAGCCCCAUAAAAGCACCUUCUUCUCCAAAAUCCGAUUCUGCCCUUAUAAAUGAUGACAGAGGAGAUUUACGACCAUCUUCCUCAUUGUCCGAACGAUCUUUGCCUCCCUUUCCUAGUAAUCCUUCCUAUCAUUAUGCAAAAACCUUACGACUUACUUCUGAUCAGCUUCGUUCUUUGAAUUUGAAAGCUGGAAAAAAUGAUUUAUCCUUCAGUGUCAAUGGAGGUAAAGCCACGUGCACCGCCAACCUAUUCUUUUGGCGCUACAGUGAUUCUGUUGUUAUAUCAGAUAUCGACGGUACGAUUACUAAAUCUGAUGCACUCGGUCAUAUGUUUACGUUGAUCGGGAAGGAUUGGACGCACGCAGGAGUUGCCAAGUUAUAUACAGAUAUUACAAACAAUGGAUACAAGAUAAUGUAUUUAACCAGCCGCUCUGUAGGCCAAGCAGAUUCAACUAGACAUUACUUGCAGAAUAUUGAGCAAAACGGCAUUUCUCUACCCGAUGGGCCCGUGAUUCUUUCUCCUGAUCGAACAAUGGCAGCCCUACAUAGAGAAGUUAUCCUCCGUAAACCAGAGGUAUUUAAAAUGGCAUGUUUACGUGAUCUGUGUAACUUGUUUGCAUUACCAGUUCCGAGAACUCCUUUCUAUGCUGGAUUCGGGAAUCGAAUUACGGAUGCUAUUUCCUAUAAUCACGUUCGUGUUCCGCCGACAAGAAUAUUUACUAUCAACUCUUCUGGUGAGGUACAUAUUGAACUACUUCAACGGAGUGGAUAUCGAAGUACAUAUGUUUAUAUGAAUGAUUUAGUCGAUUACUUCUUCCCGCCAGUUGAGAUCUCAACCAAAGAGGAUCUGUCAAAUUUCACCGAUGUCAACUUUUGGAGAUCACCACUACCAGAAUUGAGUGACGAGGAAGAUGAACCAAAAAAGAAAUCCCCGAAACCUUCAAAAAUCACAGAGUUAGUUGAGGAAGCUCCAUCGGUAAAUGAGAAUGAUAGUGACCAAAAUAUCGAUGUGUUCAACGAUGAAGGAAGAGAUGAUAUUUCAAGCCCUCUCAUGCAAACCUUGCAAAGUAUAAAUUUGGAUGAUGAUCUUAAUUGGGAACACCAAUUUCUUGACGAAAUUGAAGAGAAGUUUGAUGAUAACUACAUGAGAGCCUAUUAA
This is a messenger RNA of Schizosaccharomyces osmophilus, 2034 nucleotides long. It is a transcript of the gene ned1, whose product is annotated as lipin, phosphatidate phosphatase Ned1. Gene Ontology annotation, molecular function: phosphatidate phosphatase activity. Gene Ontology annotation, biological process: triglyceride biosynthetic process; fatty acid catabolic process. Gene Ontology annotation, cellular component: nucleus. Bases 1 to 2034 code for a protein of 677 amino acids. The transcript has 4 exons. The record is from RefSeq and is a predicted model, not a curated record. NCBI's taxonomy places the organism in Eukaryota, Fungi, Ascomycota, Schizosaccharomycetes, Schizosaccharomycetales, Schizosaccharomycetaceae.